Perognathus longimembris pacificus (Pacific pocket mouse) is the source of this 499-nucleotide messenger RNA. RefSeq names its product NADH:ubiquinone oxidoreductase subunit B4 (gene Ndufb4). The transcript is spliced from 3 exons. Lineage: Eukaryota; Metazoa; Chordata; Mammalia; Rodentia; Heteromyidae. Gene Ontology annotation, cellular component: mitochondrion. The record is from RefSeq and is a predicted model, not a curated record. The coding region runs from base 52 to 441 and encodes 129 amino acids.
AGAGGGCGGGACUUAGGGUCACGCAGGCGCAGUUGUGUGCCGGGCGCCAAGAUGGAGUUCCCGAAGUAUAAGCCAUCUCGCCUGGCGACCCUGCCGUCUACCCUAGACCCCGCCGAGUACGACAUCUCCCCAGAAACAAGGCAGGCGCAAGCCGAGCGCCUGGCCAUACGAGCCCGGCUUAAACAGCAGUAUCUACUUCAGUACAACGACCCCAGCCGCCGCGGGCACAUUGAAGAUCCUGCCUUGAUUCGCUGGACCUAUGCAAGAUCAACAAAUAUCUAUCCCAAUUUCAGACCCACUCUCAAGAACUCACUGUUAGGAGCUUUGGUUGGGAUUGGGCCCCUUGUCUUCUGGUACUAUGUUUUAAAAUACGAUAGGGAUAGAAAGGAAAAACUUAUCCAGGAGGGACAAUUGGACCGAAAAUUUAACAUCUCCUAUUAGACCUGGCAAGGAUACCUGUUUAUGUUCUUAUUAAAUAAAUCCUCUAUUAAUCUUGAAA